Molecule: messenger RNA, 2673 nt
Organism: Fusarium musae
Lineage: Eukaryota; Fungi; Ascomycota; Sordariomycetes; Hypocreales; Nectriaceae
Gene: YTA12
Product: Mitochondrial inner membrane m-AAA protease component
Exons: 2
Coding region: 1-2673 (890 amino acids)
Biological process (GO): mitochondrial protein processing; protein-containing complex assembly
Cellular component (GO): membrane; m-AAA complex
Molecular function (GO): ATP hydrolysis activity; metalloendopeptidase activity; ATP-dependent peptidase activity
Source: RefSeq, a predicted model, not a curated record
AUGUCGAGAUUUUUAAGACAAUCAAGCCAGCUCGCACGAGCGACAAGAUUGUCAACGCAGCCUGCACUACGAUUAUGUGCAAGACCGUCACUUGUCACCCGAUCGAUCCCCGCAAAGACUUCUGCCGCAUUCGCCAUUCGAGCAAGGACAUAUUCCUCGCAACCCCCUCCUCCCGGCAAAGAUCCCCGAUCAAACCCGGAAAAGGAUGAUGAGCAUGGAAGCAAGCCAUUGAAUCAACACAGUGCAAAGAACGGGCCCGAUGGAAGCAAGUCUGAAGCACCAAAGCCGCCACCUCUACCCGAAGGCUGGAUUCACUUGAACAAGGAGGAACUGGCACAUCUCGAGGAAUUUACAAGUCGACUUCCAGAAGCUCAAAGGCCGGUGGCGAAGGACAUUCUUGAGAAACUUCAAAUUGUUGGCGCCCCUGCUGAGACCCGAGAUCUUCUUCAAAAGCAACGACAGAACGGCAACCUUUCGAUCUUGGACAAGGGAAGGCUCAUGCGAUGUGUAUACAUGGUCACAGAACGGAUAAUAGAAUUGGAAGAUCAACAGGACAACCGGGAUGGCCAAUUUUCCUCCUUCCGCAUGGACCAGGAACCGAAGACCCAGGACGGAAAGGAUAGCACUGACAAGUCGAAGCAACAUCAGCAGCAGCAACAGAAGGGUGGCAAGCUACCGAAGAAUGAGCGCAGCGGGUGGCUGGAGGCUGUCCAGACUGGUAUCGCCAUUGGUGUCACUGUAUGGAUUGCGGAGCUCUUUGCCAACCCUUUCUCUGAGAAGGAGAUUACUUGGCAAGAGAUGCGGAAAGCAUUCCUGGAUAAGGGCCUGGUUCAGAAGCUGAUUGUUGUUAACGGCUCACAUGUGCGGGUAGAGCUUCAUCCAUCUGCAACCGGAGCUACUGGUGAGGGCGGGCAACCUGCGAGAAAGAGCUACGUUUUCUCCAUAGGGUCUGUUGAAUCCUUCGAGCGAAAGCUGGAACAGGCGCAAGAUGAGCUUGGUAUUCCGCCUUCUGAAAGGAUACCUGUGAGCUAUGAGGCUGGAGGUAGCACCCUUGGCAACCUUCUUCUGGCCUUUGGCCCUACACUGCUCUUCAUCGGGUUGAUCCUCUGGACUCAGCGGUCAAUGGGUGGACGUGGUGGUGCUGGAGGAGGUAUGUUCAACUUCGGCAAGAGCAAGGCUAAGAAGUUCAACGCCGAGAGUGCUGUUAAGGUCAAAUUCUCAGAUGUUGCUGGCCUCGAAGAGGCAAAAACCGAGAUCAUGGAGUUUGUGAGCUUCCUGAAGCAGCCCGAGAAAUUCGAAAAGCUAGGUGCCAAGAUCCCUCGAGGUGCUAUCUUAGCUGGCCCCCCUGGUACUGGCAAGACAUUGCUUGCCAAGGCCACAGCUGGCGAGUCUGGAGUACCAUUCUUCAGUGUAAGCGGUUCUGAGUUCGUUGAAAUGUUUGUCGGUGUCGGACCUUCACGUGUGAGAGAUUUAUUCGCCGAAGGACGUAAGAACGCCCCCUGCAUCAUCUUCAUUGACGAGAUUGACGCAAUUGGACGUGCGCGACAGGAGAGCGGCCGGGGAUUCGGUGGUAAUGAUGAGCGGGAAGCGACUCUGAACCAGAUUCUCACUGAAAUGGACGGUUUCAAUACUCGCGAGCAGGUUGUUGUUCUUGCUGGCACCAAUCGAGCGGAUAUGCUCGACAAGGCCUUGAUGCGACCAGGGCGAUUUGACAGACAUAUCUUCAUCGAUCGUCCUACGAUGAAAGGCCGCCAGGAAAUCUUCAAGGUGUAUCUGAACAAGAUUGUAACAAACGAGGACCACGAAUACCUUGUUGGUCGCCUGGCAACUCUGACCCCUGGAUUCUCCGGUGCUGAUAUUGCCAACGUUGUCAAUGAGGCUGCUCUAAUCGCUGCCCGAGGCAAUGCUGAUGAGGUCAAGAUGGACCACUUUGAGCGGGCCAUUGAGCGGGUUAUAGGAGGUCUUGAGCGCAAGUCUCUCGUGCUGAAGCCAGAGGAGAAGAAGACUGUUGCAUACCAUGAGGCUGGACACGCCAUCUGUGGUUGGUUCCUGGAACAUGCUGAUCCUCUUCUUAAGGUCUCCAUUAUUCCCCGCGGCCAAGGUGCUCUGGGUUAUGCUCAGUACCUGCCCCAGGAUGCUUACCUGAUGAACACCAACCAGCUCAUGGACCGAAUGGCUAUGACAAUGGGUGGCCGUGUAUCUGAGGAGCUUCAUUUCCCCACGGUGACAACAGGUGCUAGUGAUGACUUCAAGAAGGUUUCCCAGAUGGCACGAAACAUGGUAACCCAAUGGGGCAUGUCCGAGAAGGUGGGCCCCGUUCACUUUGAGAAUGACCCCAACCGCAUGCAGAAGCCAUUUGCAGAAUCUACUGCCCAGCAGAUCGACCAGGAGGUUUCCCGAAUCGUGGAGGCAGCUUACCAGCGAUGCCGAGACCUUCUGACCUCGAAAAAGAAGGAAGUUGGGCUAAUCGCCCAGGAGUUGCUCAAGAAGGAGGUUCUCGUCCGAGAUGACAUGGUUCGUAUCUUGGGCAAGCGACCAUUUGGUGACAACGAGGACUUUGAGAAAUACUUUGGCGGCGGCAAGGAGGAGAGCACACCCCCACCAUUCCCCGAGGAGACAGAUACGCCUAAGGACCCCCCUGCCCCUGCCCCAGCUUUCAAAAAGCUUGAGUAG